Ylistrum balloti is the source of this 4230-nucleotide messenger RNA. RefSeq names its product NEDD8-activating enzyme E1 regulatory subunit-like. Gene Ontology annotation, biological process: DNA damage response; protein ubiquitination; ubiquitin-dependent protein catabolic process. The transcript is spliced from 19 exons. NCBI's taxonomy places the organism in Eukaryota, Metazoa, Mollusca, Bivalvia, Pectinida, Pectinidae. The coding region runs from base 1 to 1650 and encodes 549 amino acids. Gene Ontology annotation, cellular component: nucleus; cytoplasm. The record is from RefSeq and is a predicted model, not a curated record. Gene Ontology annotation, molecular function: ubiquitin activating enzyme activity; NEDD8 activating enzyme activity.
AUGGCGUCAACCGGUAAAGAUGGAAUUGACAAGAGCAACAAAUAUGAUCGUCAGCUUAGACUGUGGGGUGAUCAUGGACAAGCUGCUCUUGAGUCAUCCAGGGUUUGCCUUGUCAAUGCUACAGCCACUGGUACAGAAAUCCUGAAAAACCUCAUUUUACCUGGGAUUGGUGCAUUUACAAUAGUUGAUGGUUACAAAGUUCAAGGAGAAGAUGUGGGAAACAAUUUCUUCCUCACCAAAGAUUCCCUAGGCGAGUCACGGGCUAAGGUAGCUACAGAACUGUUGGGAGAGCUGAAUCCUGAUGUUACCGGGGACUUUGUAGAAGAACAUCCAGAAAAGCUUCUACAGUCUGAUCCUAGCUUCUUCAACACUUUUACCAUGGUAAUAGCUACAAACAUGUGUGAAAGGACUUUACUACAACUGAGUAAGCAGCUGUGGACUAGUAACAUUCCACUCCUUGUGUGUCGUUGUUAUGGGUUUAUUGGCUACAUGAGACUGGCAGUACAGGAACACACAGUGAUAGAGUCUCACCCUGACAGCACCCAUGAGGACCUGAGGUUAGAUAAGCAGUUUGAUGGACUGGUUACAUACUGUAAUUCACUUGACCUUGAGACAAUGAAUAAAAAGGACCACUCCCAUACACCAUGGCUGGUCAUCCUGUAUAAGUAUCUACAGGUGUGGAAACAACAGCACAAUGGUGAACCUCCUAAAAACUACAAGGAAAAGACACAGUUUAAAGAACUUAUCAAGCAAGGCAUACGUAAGAAUGAAGACGGGUUUCCUGAGGUAGAAGAAAAUUUUGAUGAGGCAGUAAAAAGUGUCAACAUCGCCUUAGUCCCUACCAAGAUCUCAAGCAAUGUGGAGAGCCUUUUUGAAGAUUCCUGCUGUAAGGAGUUACAUUCAGAUAGUAAACAAUUUUGGAUUUUGGUGCGUGCCAUCAAAGAAUUUGUGGAAGAGGAAGGAGCUCUCCCACUGCGAGGUACCAUCCCUGAUAUGACAGCCGACUCCGAGCGCUACAUCCAGCUCCAGCAAGUGUAUAGAGACCAGGCGGCACAUGAUGUUUCUGUAGUAACCAACAAAGUUCACAACCUGGUGCAGACUUUAGGACGGGGUGGGCCUACCAACAUCGCUCCACCACCAGAGUCACCAACUGAUCCAGGUAUUUCAGAACAAGAUAUCAGAUUAUUUUGUAAAAAUGCUGCCUUUCUACGAGUAGUUCGAUGUCGCAGUCUUGAGGAGGAAUACAACAGCGCUACAGCACGGAGCCAGGAGAUAGAGUCUCAUAUUGCUGACGAGGAUAGUGAUGAUGAGGUAGUGUUUUAUGUGCUGCUGCGAGCGGUGGACCGAUUUUAUGAGGAGUUUAAUCGCUUCCCUGGCUGUUACAAUGACCAGGUGGAGCCUGACAUUCCCAGACUCAAGGUCUCUUUGGUGAAGGUUUUACAGGAAUGGGGCUUGUCACCUACAAUCAAAGAUGACUAUAUCCAUGAAAUAUGUCGAUAUGGUUCAGCUGAGCUGCAUACAAUAGCUUCCUUUAUUGGGGGUGCUGCAGCCCAAGAAGUCAUCAAAGUUAUCACUGGUCAGUUUGUUCCAAUAAAUAACACCUAUAUUUACAAUGCAAUGAAACAGACUUCAAUCACUGUGGAGUUAUGAUUGACAGUGUUAUUAGCUGUACAGACAAAUGUACCACUGACCAUGGAACUGUUACACCAUCACUGUGGAGUUAUGAUUGACACUGUUAUUAGCCGUAAAGACAAACGUACCACUGACCAUGGAACUGUUACACCAUCACUGUGGAGUUAUGAUUGACACUGUUAUUAGCUGUACAGACAGAUGUACCACUGACCAUGGAACUGUUACACCAUCACUGUGGAGUUAUGAUUGACAGUGAUAUUAGCUGUACAGACAAAUGUACCACUGACCAUGGAACUAUAAACAGACUGUGAUUGAUUCCAUCAAGAUAGUGGCAACAGUUUUUGUGAGGUUUCAGAUAUUGUGUUAUUACAAUAGAUGCCAUAUUUCUUUUCUCACCCUGGAACUGUAGGAUUAUUACCCUGAAAGUGUCAGAUUUUCAAGGCAACUCUCCAAAAAAAUGAUUUUUUUUGUCCUGCAAACUUUAUUUUGUUAUGGAAAUUAUCAAAAGAAUUGGAAUUGUUACCAUGGAAACUACAUCAAGUAGUGCUUUUUCCUGUGUCUGACAGCAAUUAGAAUCUGCUGAUAUUUAUAAAUGUAGGUACAGUUUCUGAGAGGUGUGUUAUCCAUUACUGACCGAUGUGUUCUAUAGAUACAUUGAAGUAUUGUGAUUCUGGAGGACAAGUCUAUAGUCUCUGAGUGACACUUAUAUGAUAGUACAAAUAUUUAGUGAACAAACCAAUUAUUUUAUGCUUGAUGUUUAAUGAUUUUUCAUUGAAUAUGAAUUAUGAAUAUGAUAGAAUGUCAUGAUACCAUGUCCAUCCAGCAUCAACUUUUCCCUUUUAAGUGCUUCUUCUCAAUAACCAAACGUCCAAGAAUCAUUAUGUUUGCCUGAAAUGUUCCUGGGAUAAAGCAAGACAAAAUGUGCAAAAAGAAAUAAACUUAACCUCACAUUCAAAGUCACAGGGGUCAGGUUUAUGGAAACCUUAGGCAAAGAACUAUGAUUCAUGUAUUUUGCAAGAAGGUUCUUUGGAAAUAGCCAAACAAAUUGUAUGGAAAGAAAUGACCUUGAUGCCAUAUUCAAGUGACAGUUGUGAAUUUUUUUAAAACCCAUAAAUGAAUUCUUCUCUUCAACCAAAAUGCAUAUGAUUAUUAUAUUCAGUGUGAAGGUUCCUUAGAUACAGCCCAACAAUCAUUUUGAUGAAAAGAAUUGACCUUCAGAUGUUAAUGAUGUAAAAUGUUAAAGUAUUUGUGACAAACAUUGAUUACCAGGUGUGUAAUGCAGGUCUGUUGACCUAAAAACAUUGACUACCAGGUGUGUAAUGCAGGUCUGUUGACCUAAAAACAUUGACUACCAGGUGUGUAAUGCAGGUCAGUUGGGUCUAAAAACAUUGACUACCAGGUGUGUAAUGCAGGUCUGUUGACCUAAAAACAUUGACUACCAGGUGUGUAAUGCAGGUCUGUUGACCUAAAAACAUUGACUACCAGGUGUGUAAUGCAGGUCUGUUGACCUAAAACCAUUGACUACCAGGUGUGUAAUGCAGGUCUGUUGACCUAAAAACAUUGACUACCAGGUGUGUAAUGCAGGUCUGUUGACCUAAAAACAUUGACUACCAGGUGUGUAAUGCAGGUCAGUUGGGUCUAAAAACAUUGACUACCAGGUGUGUAAUGCAGGUCUGUUGACCUAAAAACAUUGACUACCAGGUGUGUAAUGCAGGUCUGUUGGGUCUAAACACAUUGACUACCAGGUGUGUAAUGCAGGUCUGUUGACCUAAAAACAUUGACUACCAGGUGUGUAAUGCAGGUCUGUUGACCUAAAAACAUUGACUACCAGGUGUGUAAUGCAGGUCUGUUGGGUCUAAACACAUUGAUUACCAGGUGUGUAAUGCAGGUCUGUUGACCUAAAAACAUUGACUACCAGGUGUGUAAUGCAGGUCAGUUGGGUCUAAAAACAUUGACUACCAGGUGUGUAAUGCAGGUCUGUUGACCUAAAACCAUUGACUACCAGGUGUGUAAUGCAGGUCUGUUGACCUAAAAACAUUGACUACCAGGUGUGUAAUGCAGGUCAGUUGGGUCUAAAAACAUUGACUACCAGGUGUGUAAUGCAGGUCUGUUGACCUAAAAACAUUGACUACCAGGUGUGUAAUGCAGGUCUGUUGACCUAAAAACAUUGACUACCAGGUGUGUAAUGCAGGUCUGUUGACCUAAAAACAUUGACUACCAGGUGUGUAAUGCAGGUCAGUUGGGUCUAAAAACAUUGACUACCAGGUGUGUAAUGCAGGUCUGUUGGGUCUAAACACAUUGAUUACCAGGUGUGUAAUGCAGGUCUGUUGACCUAAAAACAUUGACUACCAGGUGUGUAAUGCAGGUCUGUUGGGUCUAAACACAUUGAUUACCAGGUGUGUAAUGCAGGUCUGUUGACCUAAAAACAUUGACUACCAGGUGUGUAAUGCAGGUCAGUUGGGUCUAAAAACAUUGACUACCAGGUGUGUAAUGCAGGUCUGUUGACCUAAAAACAUUGACUACCAGGUGUGUAAUGCAGGUCUGUUGACCUAAAAACAUUGACUACCAGGUGUGUAAUGCAGGUCUGUUGACCUAAAA